GCUCGAGUGAUCUGUGGAGGGGGUGAAGAUCUGGAGGUGGGGGUAGCAAAAGGCGCGAUGAGAUCACAGGCUCAGUUGCCGUGCGACUGUCGAGAGACGCACUGGCGGUGUCGACGGACGCGCGAUAGUUUCCCCAGUUUAAGUCUUUGCGCUCAGCUGGUUCACGGGGUAUUCCCUCGUUCUCCAUCAAAGGAAGCUCGUGAAGGGAAACUCGAUUGGUUCGCUUCGCCGCCGGACAGUGACCCGCAGUGAAAAGGAGAAAAAAAAACCGAGAGAAAAUAGUUUCGCUCGACAUAACCAUCUUCGGGGGUAAGGGACGAAGAGGCGCGGAGGAGGAGCAGAGGAGAAGAGGAAGAGGUGGAGAAUCCCGAUUUAAAUCUCCGACCGCAGAAAGCCAUUAAUACCGUCAGGUGCACGCGGUCCACGCAUACGUACACGGCGUAUCACAUAACACACGGACACACAUCCACCGCCCUAUGCGGGAAUGGAGUCUCACCCCCGUGCGCGCAGUUGAGCGAUGAUCGCGCGCGAAUCGGUCGCGAGGAGCGCGUCGCCGUGUCUUUCGCCUGAUGCAUCGUCGGACCGCAACACUGGCGUAAGACCGCCGAUCGUGUCACCGGCGUGUACCCGCUCGUGGACGACGAACAGUUCCGGACGGUAGCGACCGACGAUCCGGGAGAAGAAAGGAUUAAGUGGAGAACUCGACGUGGGUGAAGAAAUGAUGCGGGGUGCGUGCCCGUGCUCGCCUCCGCCGUCGUCAGUGCGACAUUUACGCGGUGAAUGUCAUUCGAAUGUGCGUGCGUGUAGUGUCACGAGCCUGUGAGAAGGGGGUGAAGGUGGAGAAAACCGCGUGAUAAAAAUAUAUAUAUAUAUGUACGUGAUACAUUAUUGACAGGUGCGUUUGUUGCUUGAUGGUCGCUGCUGCUUCAAUUUUUGAUCAGCGUGUGUUUUUCGGAGUAUAAUAACGGAAGGAUCUCGGCGGACCUGCAAACGAACGAAGAGUGCAGGAGUGAAGGAGAAACACAGUGUGAAAUUACUAUUCGACGCGUGUGAAGUUACUCCGUGAAAACUCCGCCUCUCCAGGUAGCCAUGGAUAGAAAGUCGAGGAUCAUCAGCCACCGCACGCAGAUCGUGAUAAUGAACCUAUUGCUGCUCUGCACCGCACCUAUCGGAGCGUACACCGACGAGACACAGAUGGACACACAUGAGGGCUCGACGGUGCAGUUGCAGUGCCGGUUCCCACCACCGCGGGAAAACGUCACGUGCUUUUGGCUAACCCACACGAAUAACAACCUCGACAACGCGGCGAUCGAGAACCGCUCGCUGUCGCCGAACUACAAGGUUUUCAUGAACUUGCAGGAGGGUCGUUACGACCUGCAGAUCAGGAACGUGUCCUACGAGCGCGACAACGGCAAGUAUGAAUGCAGGGUGAAGGUCAGUAGUACCGGCGUCGACCUCCACAGGAAGUACAUUACCCUGACGGUGCUGAGAGCACCGGGUCAGCCGAUGAUAUCGCCGACCUCCGCAUUGGCCACGGAAGGCAAGAUACUGGAGCUGGCGUGCAACACCACCGGUGGCAGCCCCGAGCCAGAAGUGAGAUGGUACCGUGGCAGCAAUACCACCCUCCUGCACACCGGCAAGACUCUGAUAAUCCAGCCUACGCGGGAGGAUGAUCGGGCAGUUUUCCGGUGCGUCGUGAGAAAUCGAGCGAUGCGCGAGGGUGAGACCCUGAACGCCUCGGUGACGCUCGACGUCAACUACUUCCCACGCGUCUCCGUUGGCCCAGAAAAUCCGCUCAAGGUCGAGGUGAACGGCACCGCGAUCCUCAAAUGCCACGUAGAUUCGAAGCCGAGGGUCAGCAUGAUACGCUGGUGGCGGGGCGGUGCUACGGGCGGGGCCUACGUCGCCACUAACUUCGAGCAUGUGAUACCUAAGGUGACGCUACAGGACUUUGGCACGUACAGCUGCCAGGCUGACAAUGGGCUCGGUAGGUUCGUCGAGGCCCCUUUGAUCCUGGACGUGCUCUAUCCACCCACAGUGUCCAUCGAGGGUGAUACUGUCAGAGUAGCUGAUGUGGAGGACAGUAUAACCGUCCACUGCAACGUGUCUGCCAAUCCGAUGCCGUCCGUGAUCGAAUGGCUGCGGGAUGGCCGACCAGAAUUUAGGCAACCAGGUUCAAUUCUGCGAUUGACCCGUGUCACUUCGGAACACGCUGGUAACUAUACCUGUCGCGCGGUGAACACGAUUUAUCCAACCGGCGGUGAACGCAGGAACCAUUCAGCCUUUUCCACCGUUACGAUCCGUGUGCGGCACAAACCCGGCCCGGCUAGAGUGACUCCGGAUUCACCGGUCGCCGUCGAGGGUUCGCGGGUGAUACUCACGUGCAUGGCCAGUCCGGCUGGUUACCCCGAGCCGCAGUACAAAUGGUGGAAGGUAGGCGAGGGUGGCUCGAUUCAGGUGCCAGCACCAUCCGGCCCGAAAUACGAGAUCGACUCGGUGCACCUCGGUAGCGAGGGCACCUACAAAUGCUACGCCAUCAACGAGAUCGGCAUCGGUGAGGCCGCGUCGGUAAAUCUUACUGUUCACCAACCGCCGAAGAUACUCACCAAGCUGCAGCCCCAUGUCACGAGAAAAGUCGGCGAGUCGUCGUUCCAAGUAUCCUGCGUAGCGCAGGGCAAACCGCGGCCUAGCGUGCGCUGGCUGAAGGACGAUCAAGAAUUAACGGCCGACGAGAGGCUCUACAAAGUAAUUACGACGGCGUCGGAGGGCCAUGGUAACGUAAUAACCGUAAAUUCCACGUUGAGUUUUCUGGGUCAUGCUCGUCCGCAGACCGAUGAAAUCGUGGCGGGCGAUCGCGGUAAAUACACCUGCGUCUUUGUGAACGAGGUGAAGAAAGUCGAGUCUACGAUGAUGCUCAAGGUAGAGCACGAGCCCAUAGUUCUCCAUCAGCACGGCAAAGUGGCUUACAAUCUCCGAGAGACCGCCGAGGUUGCCUGCAAGGUUCAAGCAUGGCCAAAGCCCGAAUUCCAGUGGAGUUUCGGUACCAACGCCGCGACUCUUCAGGGUUCCUCCAGCGACGGUCACUACGAGAUUACUACCACUAGCGAUAACUACGAUGCGUAUACAUCCGUCCUAAGAAUGACCAACAUCCGCGAGUCCGAUUACGGUGACUAUACUUGCCGCGCCGCCAAUGCUCAAGGCAGUGUCACGUCCACUAUCAGAUUGCAGCCUAAGGGAGCGCCAGAGAAACCAAUCAACAUCACCGCCAUGGAGAUCGGACCCACAUACGUCACCCUUUUGUGGCAACUGGGUUUCGACGGUGGCCUGCCCAUCACAAAGUACUUUGUUUCGUAUAGAAGAGUGGCCGGUGGUGACGAAAUAGUCGCACCAGACUGUGCGCCUCCUCGAGGACCGAUCGGUCAAUGGCUCGAGCUCGAUUGUCGGCGAUCGAACCCGUGCAACGUGUCCAAUCUGGAGCAACAUCAAACUUAUACCUUCAAGGUGAAAGUCUAUAACACCAAGAACCAUUCCGAUUAUUCCGAUGAAGUAACCGCCACCACGGCGGUAGCCAAAAUACCCACACCGCUUAGAGUUAGCUUUGAUCCGGAAAGUAGUACGCUUGCUAUUAACGUGGGUGCCACAUGUUUGGCGUUGGUAGCAUCUAUCGAGAAGUUUGACGGAGGCUCGGAUAGUUCAUGGCGUAUCGUCGACGAGUGGCCCCUCGAAGUUCUCGGAAGUGCGCCUACUCAAAGAGAGGGAGUAUUGGACGAUCCCGAAGCGGCCGACUCGGAACCUCGACUGAGAGUUCGAUUGUGUCUCAAAGCCGAUCGGCAGAAAUGUGGCGAAUAUGCUGAAGCCGAAAUUGGACCAUCCUACAUUGCACAAGCUGGUUCUCUCGGAACGCCGACUUUAAUCGCUCUGAUAGUGAGCGGAGCAGUUUUUCUACUGUUCGCGGCCCUGUUGUUAUUGUUUUGCCGAUGCCGACGGAAACACGCGACGAAGGCGAAAGAUUAUGAAAUGGACACGAACGCCGUCCGGCCGAGCCUCGUAGCAGGUAAUGGCCAGCAAAGCCAACCACCGCCACCGUAUUAUGCCGAGAACAAAGCGCUGGAACACAGCCUGGAUCACGCCUUGGCUUUGGAAGAUUCAAAGACGCCCGCUUAUUCACAGUCUGGAUACGGUUAUCAUCAACCCAAUCACAAUAUCAACGGUGUAAACAUGGGCUACAUGGACAACAGUUAUUCGAAUUCCAACAACGGCGGUUCCGUCAAUUCGCAGGACUCCAUAUGGCAGAUGAAAUCCGCCGCUGCAAACGGCGUUAACCAGCCGUACGACCUUGCUGGAUAUGGUACCACGGAGUCCGAUUACCCCACGCACCCUCAUUAUCUCCCGCAGCGAGAGGAUUACAGGGAGAGCCAUAAUCUGAGUCGGCAGCAGUUCUGCACGGAGCCCUUCGCCACCGUCGUCAAGUCUCAGAAACACGUCGAUUCGCCUUACGACGUGUCAGGUUUGCCGUACCAGGAGAAUUACGACGAGGACACGAAGCCGCCGCAGCAGCCCAGCCUCUCGUACGACGAGAGCCUCGAGUCCGGCUAUUCAACGCCGAACAGGCGUAGAAUCAUUCGGGAAAUAAUCGUUUGAGACCUGC
This is a messenger RNA of Mycetomoellerius zeteki, 4648 nucleotides long. It is a transcript of the gene ed, whose product is annotated as hemicentin protein echinoid. The transcript has 7 exons. Bases 1090 to 4641 code for a protein of 1183 amino acids. NCBI's taxonomy places the organism in Eukaryota, Metazoa, Arthropoda, Insecta, Hymenoptera, Formicidae. The record is from RefSeq and is a predicted model, not a curated record. Gene Ontology annotation, molecular function: cell adhesion molecule binding. Gene Ontology annotation, cellular component: cell-cell junction; plasma membrane. Gene Ontology annotation, biological process: cell-cell adhesion.